Messenger RNA from Pogona vitticeps (central bearded dragon), 2465 nucleotides. The record is from RefSeq and is a predicted model, not a curated record. Lineage: Eukaryota; Metazoa; Chordata; Lepidosauria; Squamata; Agamidae.
GGGUUUCUUCCCUCCCCUCCAUUCAGCUGCUGCUGCGGUGCUGUCGAAAAGUUUCAAAUAAUUGCGGAUGCAGCCUUUCCCUCCUUUCUUUUCUGCCUUUUCCAACUUCUUCUUCCAGGGGGAAUCAGUGGAUGUUUAAAAUUCUCUGCUAGAAGCAGCGAGAGCAGGUAGCAUGCCAUUUAGAAAAUGCCGUGCUGGAUUACAGUGCCAGACAGAUAAUCUCUUCCAUCAUAGUACAGAACCACACGCUGCAAAGAUCAAGCUUAGAUUCCGGGUUCCUGAUGCCUGUGGGUGUGUUCACACUGGCACUUUACUGCUAGAACCACAGCUGGCUUUGCUCUUGAUCCGGUCGCCUUUUCAACGACAGCAGUUCUGUGUUACGUUUUCUUAUCACAUCAGGGAUAGCAGAGAAGCAGAGCAAUAACUCCAGUGGUAGUGCAGUCCACGCUGAAGAAUUUUACUACUUGACAAGGUUCCUUAGAAAGAGAGCUUGGACGGCAUGCAAAGUAGUGAAAUAUCUGCAGAGAGCACGGAUGAUCCUCUUAGUCGUGGCCUACGGAGAAAACGACAGCCGCGAAUAGUCGUGAUCGGCGCUGGGCUUGCGGGCCUCUCUGCAACAAAAACUCUCUUGGAAAACGGUUUCACGGAUGUGACGGUCCUCGAAGCGACUGACCGAAUCGGAGGCCGGGUACAAAGCGUGAAACUAGGACACGCUACUUUUGAACUGGGAGCUACGUGGAUCCAUGGUUCCAAUGGAAAUCCAGUCUAUCAUCUAGCAGAAGAUAAUGGCUUACUCGAAGAGACAACAGACGACGAGAGGAGUGUGGGCCGUAUCAGCCUCUACUCCAAAAAUGGGGUGGCUUAUCACCUCACCAACAACGGUCAAAGGAUCCCGAAAGAUGUGGUUGAAGAAUUCAGUGAUUUAUACAACGAGGUCUAUAACCUGACUCAGGAGUUCUUCCAGAGUGGUAAACCAGUCCAUGCCGAGAGCAAGAACAGCGUGGGAGUCUUCACGCGAGAUGUCGUGCGCAAGCGCAUCAAAGCUGAUCAGGACGACUCAGAGGUGAUCAGGAGGCUUAAGCUUGCCAUGAUCCAGCAAUACCUUAAGGUGGAAAGUUGUGAGAGUAGCUCUCACAGCAUGGAUGAGGUCUCGCUCAGCGAAUUUGGGGAGUGGACCGAGAUCCCCGGAGCCCAUCACAUCAUCCCUUGUGGCUUCAUGAAGAUUGUGGAGAUCUUGGCCUGCUCCAUCCCAGAGCCGGUCAUCCAGCUGAACAAGCCAGUGAAGUGCAUCCACUGGAACCAGUCCAUUAGCAAGGAGAUUGAGCGCGUGGCUGACCACAACAGCGACCGCAUGGAAGAUGAUGAUGCCGGCUACCAUGUCCUGGUAGAGUGCGAGGACUGCGAGUUCCUUCUGGCUGACCACGUCAUUGUGACGGUGUCCCUGGGAGUCCUCAAGAAGCACCACGAGCGCAUGUUCAGCCCCUGCCUGCCAGAGGAGAAGGUCCUGGCCAUCCAGAAGCUGGGCAUCAGCACCACCGACAAGAUCUUCCUGGAGUUCGAGGAGCCCUUUUGGAGCCCCGAGUGCAACAGCAUCCAGUUCGUCUGGGAGGACGAAGCGGAGGCCGAGAGCCUGACCUACCCGGAGGAGCUGUGGUACAAGAAGAUCUGCAGCUUCGAUGUCCUCUUCCCGCCGGAGCGCUACGGCCACGUGCUGAGCGGCUGGAUCUGUGGAGAGGAGGCCUUGAUCAUGGAGAAGUAUGAUGAUGAAACAGUGGCGGAAACCUGCACCGAGAUGCUGCGUAAAUUCACAGGGAAUCCAGACAUUCCAAAACCUCGGCGGAUCCUACGCUCCUCGUGGGGGAGCAAUCCUUAUUUCCGUGGCUCAUAUUCUUACACGCAAGUGGGGUCUAGCGGAGCAGACGUAGAGAAACUUGCAAAGCCACUGCCUUAUACCGACAGUUCCAAGACGGUUCCUAUGCAGGUGAUGUUUUCGGGCGAGGCCACUCACAGGAAGUAUUAUUCCACCACCCAUGGUGCUCUGCUUUCCGGCCAGAGAGAGGCGGCUCAUCUCAUCGAAAUGUACCAGGACCUCUUGCAGAGCAAAAACUGAGAGGCUUGAACUUUCAGAAGAACCACUAACUCGUGAUUUCCUUUUGCAGUUGUGCGUUCAACAGAUCCUUUUCGUUUCUUUUUUUUAAAACGAUUGAGACAUUUUAAUCUUUUUAUAUAAAAAAAAUAAAGCUCUUCUAAGCAUUUUAACCUCUAGCUGGUCGAUUGUAGCUUACUUUCAUGUACUGUAUCGUUAACAGGAAAGGCUGUACUUCCUGUUUGGGUGAAGGCUGUUUCUCUUUUGUGUAACUUGAUUUUGGAUCGCACUUCGGGUGCUUUCUUUGGAGGUCCUUGCUCUCCCUGCCCUGGUCUUGUAAGUGCCUUUUCUAUCUCAAUAAAUGUUGUAAUAUCCACUA